This is a messenger RNA of Bradysia coprophila, 814 nucleotides long. RefSeq lists its product as uncharacterized. NCBI's taxonomy places the organism in Eukaryota, Metazoa, Arthropoda, Insecta, Diptera, Sciaridae. The record is from RefSeq and is a predicted model, not a curated record.
CACAAGUUAUAUUUUAGUUCGACUUUAAAAUUGUUUCCGCUUCACUCAUUGCUGUGCUUCAGCUACAGAUGGGAAAUUUCAAGAAAAUGUGUUGGCCAAUGAUUUUCCGUUUAAUUUUGAUCAUCGAUUCGGCUGUUUUCCUAUUGAAAUCGUCCGUGCCUAUUUAUAUGAUUGUGUUUGGAAUCAAAGAGAAAGCGGUGUACGAUCAACUGGAAAAAUCGGAUUCAUCUCAUUUAAACACCAUGAUACUUACAUUUCUCUUCCUUGGAGCCUCAAUUGAGUUAAUUCUGAUUUCGGUCAGAUUUUAUACGAAUUGGAGUCAACAUCGCAAUGAAAAAUUUGAAGAUAAUUCUGCUGAUAAUGGAAAAAAUUAUUGUUGCUCCACUAGCUGUUGGUUCGUUGUAAGUAUGUUUCAUAUUGCAAUCAAUGCAGCUCUGAUUGUAUUAGACUGGACAGAAGGAAGAUGGUUGAGCAUGGUCGUUAUCAGUUUCAUAACCUGGGAAAUAUUUUUUUUCUGCUUUAUGGUCACAUUUAAGGUUUUAUUUUGCACGGUUUUUGUUGCAAAGAGAAAGACUGUGGAAACGGAAAAUGGAAUACCAACGGAACAACCGAAAGUUGUACAAAUUUAGAUUUUCGGAUAGAAAUUUUCAAAAGUGCAAAGUGAAGGUUUGCUUUCUUUUCUAACAAGUGCUCAAUGUAGUAAAAUUGAGAUAGAUCUAAAAUUGUUAAGGGCGAUAACGGAAACGAAAAUUUUGUUCAACGGUGUCGACAGAAAAAUAAUUAAUUUUUUAGUCGACGGAUUAUAGUCAAAUAA